Molecule: messenger RNA, 870 nt
Organism: Anopheles maculipalpis
Lineage: Eukaryota; Metazoa; Arthropoda; Insecta; Diptera; Culicidae
Exons: 4
Coding region: 1-870 (289 amino acids)
Molecular function (GO): acyltransferase activity, transferring groups other than amino-acyl groups
Source: RefSeq, a predicted model, not a curated record
AUGGAGCAGCUACGUCCAGCCGAUGAAGUAGAAAUAAGACAACUUAUACAAAUCUACGAACGAAACCUUCCAGAGUCUGUGCAGUUUAUGUUAAUAUUGCAAAACAUUUUACGCAUCAAGACAACAGUUCAACGUUCGGAACCAGAAACAGUUUCGCAUAGACUACGGAAAACCGUUUACGUUCCAAAAAAAGAAAAUAAUAACCAUUUUGCUACAUUCGUUGCCAUCAGCCGUGAAGACGAUCUACACAUUAUGGCUCACUCUCUAGAAAAUCCUCCUCUUGAGCUAUGUAGUGCACUUGAAACAACAAGUUUUAUAGACUGGCAGCGUAAGCCUACGUUUGUAGUUGGCGGAGCAAAAAUAGUCCAUGAACUAAUUCAUCGAAAAGCCCAGGAAUUAAGCUUACAGAUUGAUACAGCAGAAUACGUUAAUUAUUGGAUUCCACAAGAAAAAGCGGCAAAAAUCGAGUUCGUAGUUCCAAACGAUGUGCUAUUGAAACCAUUAAAGAAAGACCAUGGAAAAAUUUUAAACGACAUGUGGCCUUACCGUUACGGAUCCUCCCAGUGGUACAUCGAAUCAGCCAUCACGCAUAACGGUGGUCUAGGACUGUUUGAUAAAACUUCAGAAGAGCUUGUUGCAUGUGUGUUUAAGAACGAUCUGGAUGGUAUUGCACAUCUGUACACUGUGCCUGAUCGCAACAACAGAGGAUAUGGAAGCACACUUGCAAAAGCAAUGACACGUCUCAUUGCAGUGCAUCAUCAACAACACGUGCAAACAUUCAUAACUCCACAAAACAGCAAAUCGAUUAGACUAUUUGUAAAACUUGGUUUUGUGGCUGUAAACAAAAUAUAUUGGCUUAUAUUGCAUUAA